AUGCUGUUCUAUUCCUUCUUCAAAUCGCUGGUGGGGAAAGAUGUAGUAGUGGAGCUGAAGAACGACCUCAGUAUAUGCGGUACAUUGCAUUCUGUUGACCAGUAUUUGAACAUAAAACUGUCGGAUAUCAGCGUGAUUGAUCCUGAGAAAUAUCCUCACAUGUUAUCAGUGAAGAACUGCUUUAUCCGUGGUUCUGUGGUACGUUACGUGCAGCUUCCAGCAGAUGAAGUCGACACCCAGUUACUACAAGACGCAGCGCGUAAAGAGGCCACAGUUUCUACAAGAUAA
Messenger RNA from Spodoptera littoralis (African cotton leafworm), 288 nucleotides. The record is from the annotation of a GenBank genome assembly. Lineage: Eukaryota; Metazoa; Arthropoda; Insecta; Lepidoptera; Noctuidae.